Messenger RNA from Cooperia oncophora, 2067 nucleotides. Lineage: Eukaryota; Metazoa; Nematoda; Chromadorea; Rhabditida; Trichostrongylidae. The record is from the annotation of a GenBank genome assembly.
AUGAAGAACUGCACGCGGGUGUACGGUAACGUGGAAAUUACCCACUUGACGAAGACGACCUUGACGAAUUGGACAGAUGCCGAGUUCAGCAAGAAACUCAAGAUAUUCGAGCAUAUUCAAGAGAUCAAAGGUUAUCUCCUGGUUUACAACGUCGAUAUACGAAGCAUCGAUUUUCCUAAUCUGAAGAUUAUAUGGGGAGAUGAUUUAUUGGAUGACAACAGUGCGCUUACUUUGAGUAGUAAUCUCGAGCUAAAGGAGUUACGAAUGCCAAAAUUACGAGCUAUUCACAAAGGAAAUGUUCGGAUUGAGAACAGCACAUUUCUGUGCUACUUGCAGUCGAAAAUCAACUGGGAUGAGUUACUCGAAUUUGACGCGGAAAAUCGUCUUAUCACUUCUGAUUCGGCAUUUCGACAGUGUAAUCCAGCAUUAAUGAAGUGUACAGGUUGUGAGCACUGCUGGAGUGGAAAGGCUAAAUAUUGUCAAGAAGAGUACCGGUCAGUAUGUGGCGAUAGGUGUUCAUCUCGGCAGUGCUUUUUGCCAGCGAAUUCAUCCACGUAUGAGUGCUGUCACGAGGCCUGCACAGGUGGUUGCACAGGCCGCGGUGCUGAUCAGUGUGUGGCAUGUCGUGAACUGAGCCUGGAUGGUGUGUGCGUUCAUCAAUGCCCACCGAUGAUGAUACACGACUCGAAAAAGGGCAUGUUGAUUCCGAAUCCGAACGGUCGUCAUAUCUAUGACAGAUAUUGUGUCGAAGAAUGCCCUAAAGAACUUCUGGUGGAACGAGACGCGUGCGUUCGUCAUUGUUCCGAAGGAUCACAUCAUGAUAUGACAAAGGAUUCAAGGAGAUGUGAACCAUGCAAAGGGGCCUGUCCUAAAGUUUGUCAAGUGACAAAGGUACUUACUGGUUCCAUUCUGCGGAACUUAACCGGGUGCGAGGAAAUCGAUGGAUUCAUAGAUAUACAGGAUUCGAAAAUGAGGUCAACCGUCGAUGGCUACACCACAGAGGAUCUGAACGUUCUGAAAUCAGUUCGAAUGAUUUCCGAAUAUUUCCAAAUGGCAACGCAAACCGUUUCGCCGCGGAACCUCUCCUUUCUAGAAAAUCUCGAGUUCAUUGAAGGACGCAGUCUGGUGACGUCUAAAUUCGCUCUGGCUAUCAAUAAAAACGACAACCUUGAACAGCUUGGUCUACGAAAACUUAAGAAAAUUAAAGCUGGUAGUGUGAUUAUCACGGAGAAUCAUGGGCUGUGCUAUGCUCAGACGAUAAAAUGGGACAAGAUUGUCGCUGCAAAUGCUCAAGCGCUAAUUACUAAGAACAUGGAUGCAAGAUGUGGUUUUACUACGAUCAUACCACCAAGAAAUGUCUCCCUUGCUACGCCGAGUGCUCACAUGUUCAGAUGUACGGGACCAGGCGAUCACCUUGGAGAAGGUGGUUGUACGGAAUGUCUCUACGCACAGCUGUCAAGGAACCAUGAGGUAGUUCGUUGCUUGACUGCCCCUUCAAUGCAUGAAGCAUGUAGCGACGUCGUUGGAUAUUACCCUUCCACCCAAGCCGUCAAUGGAGUUCAACUUGUGCACUGUGAUCCAUGCGAUGAACAAUGCGUUUCAUGUACAUCAGCCGGUCGGAACGUCAUAGCGAACGGAUGUGUCUGUAAAGCUGCCAUCAUCUUUGCGAUCGUGGGCAUGGAUGUACCGGACCGACAGCUUCUGAAUGCAAUCAGUGCAUGCAUGCAACGUUGGCUGGAGAACCGAACUAUGAAGGAAAAAGCGCAGCAAGUGCAGCCGAGUAACGGAGCUAUACUUCAGGUGUGCUUGGCGGAUUGUCCCGAAGAGUUCCCGUACCUGGACGAGUUCAAGAUGUGUAAUCGUGUGGACCUCAAGAAGGAACGCGAACGACGAUCGAAGAUUAUUGCAGCAACACUGGUCGCUAUCUUCACACUACUGGUUGUCGCUAUGAUGAUCGUGUGCAUGCGUUGCCGAACAUUCAAGAGGAAGCUGUUGAAGGAGCAGAUCAGUAACUAUGUCGACAUACCUGAAAUGACUCCUAUUGAUCCUCAAUUCGAUCAAAUAUGA